UAGUGAGAUUUUAUGAAGAAUGAAAACCCUGAGCCAAGCAUCCCCUUAAACCCCAAAGGCGAAAAGCAACAGAGUUCCCAUUCCAUGGUCGUCGAAUCACGACAAUGAAAGCCUUGAGAACCCUAAGAAGGACCCUCUAUUUCCCCGCCUCUCACGCUCCCACCCCUCUUUUCUUCUCCGCCCAACCGCAGCCUCAGCCUCGCCCCGACGACCCCACCACCUCCGCGGACUCCGACUCCGUCUUCGACAGCUCCCACUAUGCCCUCGACACGGACCCCGGGCCCAAGCUCGGGCCCACGUGGGACGACAAGUACCGGGCCCGCGCGGACCGGGUGGUGUUUGGAGAAGAGGGCCCGAAGGGGAAACUGCGGCUGAAGGAGGAGCAAGAUGAGAUGAGGAGAAGGAUUCUAGCCAAGGCCUUGCUCGAAGCCGCGGUGGAAAACGAGGAGGAAGAUGAGGAAGUAGAAGGAGCGAAAGGCAUGGUGAAGGAGGAAGAGCAAAAAUCGUUGUCCGUGGGAAUCAUUGGCGCUCCCAACGCUGGCAAGUCUGCGCUAACUAAUUUUAUGGUUGGGACAAAGGUAGCAGCAGUUUCACGGAAGACAAAUACCACAACUCAUGAAAUUGUGGGAGUAUUGACAAAAGGAGACACCCAAAUUUGUUUUUUUGAUACACCAGGGCUCAUGUUGAAUAUCGCUGGAUUUCCUUAUAGGGAUGUCAAAGUCCGUGUUGAAAGUGCUUGGAGUUCUGUCAAUCUCUAUGAAGUGCUCAUAGUCAUUUUUGAUGUUCAUAGACAUAUUACCAGGCCUGAUCAAAGAGUGAUACAAUUAAUUAAACGAAUGGGAACUCGAUCGGUUCUAAAUCAAAGGCGAAUUUUGUGUAUGAAUAAGAUUGAUUUAGUAGAGAAAAAGAAAGACUUGUUGAAGGUUGCUGAAGAGUUCAAAGAUCUUCCUGGAUAUGAAAGGCAUUUCAUGAUAUCAGGAUUGAAGGGGGCUGGUGUAAAAGAUUUGACUCAGUACUUGAUGGAGCAGGCCGUUCAACGACCCUGGGAAGAGGAUCCCCUUAGCAUGAGUGAGGAAGUUAUGAAGAUGAUAGCAGUAGAAGUCGUGCGUGAAAGGUUAUUGGACCACGUACAUCAGGAAAUUCCGUAUGAUAUUGAACAUCGAUUGAUUGAUUGGAAAGAGUUACGAGAUGGUUCUCUUAGGAUCGAGCAGCACUUCAUCACUAACAAAUUAAGCCAACGCAAGAUUAUUGUGGGGAAGAAUGGCUCAAAAAUUGGGAGAAUAGGAAUUGAAGCCAAUGAAGAGCUAAGGUCCAUUUUCAAAAGGCAAGUGCAUCUAAUUCUCAAAGUUAGUCAUAAAAAGUGAUUCUGGCAUAGAUUCGAUGUUGAAGUAUCCCUUCUUUGCCACACUCUGCUAUGCUGUAUGUGAAAUGCCAAAGCUGUUCUGCAAAGUAACAAAACCAUGCUAGAUGUCAUGGUGAUCUUGGAGAAAAUCAUGGGUACAGGUUGAGUUCAUUUUUGAUCGUUCGUACGAGCAAAGUGUUGUGCCUAUUGUUUUACUGUGUAUGAGUUUCGAAAGGAAAUUUCCAUAUUCUGUUUUUGUUUACUCAAAUAUAAUUUGGUUUAUACAUGGUUCUAUAAAAGUAGACAAUUAGCACAUUAGCUCUGAAGUUGUAUGAUUUUUACUUUGGGUUGCCUUAGAGUUGCCCAUUGGCCCUCUCUCAUUUGGUGAGAUAAGAGACUUUGCUAUUGUGUAAUUUUAUCUUAUGUACAGAAAUCGAGUAUCAAGCUGUGCUUAAUUCA
Molecule: messenger RNA, 1801 nt
Organism: Vigna angularis (adzuki bean)
Lineage: Eukaryota; Viridiplantae; Streptophyta; Magnoliopsida; Fabales; Fabaceae
Product: GTP-binding protein ERG
Exons: 8
Coding region: 105-1364 (419 amino acids)
Biological process (GO): ribosomal small subunit assembly
Molecular function (GO): rRNA binding; GTP binding; ribosomal small subunit binding
Source: RefSeq, a predicted model, not a curated record